UUUACAGCAAAACUUACAGUUUAACACCACAAAACUAUAGUGAAAAUCGCGUUUUGAAACAAAAGUCACAUUAUCCAACAGUUGUUCUGCUACAAAAUUCACAUUCUCCAUUCCAACCAGUCACAGACCGUGUAGCAAAAACAAGUAGGCGUCUUUGCCCUCUGUUUAUGUUUUCGUCGACCUCACAAUUUAAAUUAACCUGUUGCAUUAUUAUUACACAAAGUUAUAUAGUGCAUAAUGAAUCAACUAGUGCAACCAUCAACCGGAUUAACAAGAAAAAAGAAAAAGGCUCCUGAGAAAUGGAAGCGCAACGAAACCAAAUUAGCAAGGUACUCAGCAAACAGUUUACCAGCAUUUCCAUCUUGCAACCACAACGGCGGAAAAUUUCAGUGCUUAACAGUGUCCCUACAAGAUAUAAGGAGAUUUCAUCAGAACUUCUACUUCCAAAAAGAAAAGAUUUGCCAAGACAACUUCAUUUUAAAGUUUACUUCAUCAGUUGAUAUUAAGAGAAGGAGACGCUACAAAAAGCAGUCCUUAAGAACCAAAUACUUUAUAGACUCUAAAAACAAAUCAAUGAUACCAGUAUGUCUUAAUACAUUCUUAGGUGUUCUAAAAGUUUCAAGAUUUCGAGUGAAUGGUAUUUUAAAUCGUUUUAGACAAACAGGUCAGCUUUCUAAAGAAAACGGAGGGGGUGACAGGAUUUCAAAUAAAUAUAUACCUAAGAAAGAGAAUGUUAUGCGUUUUAUAAACACAUUCAAAUGUUCAGGGCCUCACUAUUGCGCCAAACAUACAGGCCACAGCUUCCUUCCCCCAGACGGAGUAUUUGGAAUCACCGAAAAGGCUACAAGGAAAAAAGAAGUGAUUUACAAACUAUCAGAAUACAUUGAUAUUAUUAGUAAGCAAUCCAAGGUAGUAAAUGUUGGUGUUGAUUGUCAGGUUUUUGAUUGGAAAAAAGAAAAAGAAACUUUUAUGAUCAAACCUGCUAAAUUUCAUUUUAAACUAGGAGCCUGCAAAAGAAUAAUUUUGACAAAAACCAAUCAAAAGAACGUACUCGUUAGAGGAAUCCGACCUUGGAGUGCCUAA
This is a messenger RNA of Onthophagus taurus, 1083 nucleotides long. Lineage: Eukaryota; Metazoa; Arthropoda; Insecta; Coleoptera; Scarabaeidae. The record is from RefSeq and is a predicted model, not a curated record.